Molecule: messenger RNA, 1355 nt
Organism: Camelina sativa (false flax)
Lineage: Eukaryota; Viridiplantae; Streptophyta; Magnoliopsida; Brassicales; Brassicaceae
Product: putative WRKY transcription factor 17
Biological process (GO): regulation of DNA-templated transcription
Molecular function (GO): sequence-specific DNA binding; DNA-binding transcription factor activity
Source: RefSeq, a predicted model, not a curated record
CCAUUACACUUUCGUUCUCUUUCUUUCAUUCAUCAAAACAAAAACAAAAAAAAACUUCACAUUUUGUUUUGUCAGAUCUUCAAUAUUGUCUCAUCAUGACCGUUGAUAUCAUGCGUAUACCGAAGAUGGAAGAUCAAACGGCUAUACAAGAAGCUGCUUCACAAGGCUUACAAAGCAUGGAACACUUGAUCCGUGUCCUCUCUAACCGUCCUGAAGAACGUAACGUUGACUGCUCUGAAAUCACAGAUUUCACCGUUUCUAAGUUCAAGAAAGUCAUCUCUCUUCUUAACCGUACCGGUCACGCCCGGUUUAGACGUGGUCCCGUUCAUUCCCCUCCUCUCCCUCCUUCAUCUUCCUCCGCUUCUCUACCUCCUCCACCGGCCAAAAUAACGCCUCUUGCUCCGGUUCCGAUUCAGAUCUCUGCUCCGGUUAGUUUCGUUCAGUCAAAUCAACAAAGCGUGACGUUAGAUUUCACUAGACCAAGCGUGUUUGGCGCUAAAACAAAGAGCUCGGAAGUGGUUGAGUUCGCUAAGGAGAGCUUUAGGGUAUCAUCCAAUAACUCUUCGUUCAUGUCUUCCGCUAUCACCGGUGACGGAAGCGUCUCUAAAGGAUCUUCCAUCUUUCUCGCUCCGGCGGCUCCAUUGCCUUCCUCAGCGAAGCAGCCUCUUGCUGGUCUUCCUUAUAGAAAGAGAUGCUUUGAACAUGAUCACUCCGAGGACUUUUCCGGCAAGAUCUCUGGCUCCGGCAACGGCAAGUGCCACUGCAAGAAAAGCCGGAAAAAUCGUAUGAAGAGAACCGUGAGAGUACCGGCGAUAAGUGCAAAGAUCGCCGAUAUACCACCGGACGAAUAUUCAUGGAGGAAGUACGGACAAAAACCGAUCAAAGGCUCACCACAUCCACGGGGUUAUUACAAGUGUAGUACAUUUAGAGGAUGUCCAGCGAGGAAACACGUGGAACGAGCAUUGGAUGAUUCAACGAUGUUGAUUGUGACUUACGAAGGAGAGCAUCGACACAACCAGUCAGCGAUGCAUGAGAAUAUGAUGGCAUCUCCUAGCGUGAGCGGUUUGGUAUUUGGUUCGGCUUGAAGAAAUUUUUAGUUUGGUAGAUUUUGUAGUAUUUUGAGAAAAUAGAGGGGUUGGUUUUGUAAUUUUUUGUUUCCUAAACAAAAUUAGUUUUUAGAUUUGUUUUAGUCUUUUGAAUGGAUUUUUAAUCUUACUACCACCGAGAAAGAGAAUGACAGGGAAAUUCUUACUACAAAAUAUGUAUAUUUUUUUUCUUCUUAUUAAUUCCUCGUUUCAUAUAUUUGAAUGGGUCAUGUAAAAAAAUGAUGAUUAGCGAAGUCAUUGACGGAUAAA